Messenger RNA from Colletotrichum spaethianum, 1032 nucleotides. Its product is annotated as NADP-dependent alcohol dehydrogenase 6. Bases 1 to 1032 code for a protein of 343 amino acids. Gene Ontology annotation, biological process: alcohol metabolic process. The transcript has 3 exons. Gene Ontology annotation, molecular function: alcohol dehydrogenase (NADP+) activity. The record is from RefSeq and is a predicted model, not a curated record. NCBI's taxonomy places the organism in Eukaryota, Fungi, Ascomycota, Sordariomycetes, Glomerellales, Glomerellaceae.
AUGGCCGCUACCGACUACAAGUUCGAGGGCUGGGUUGGCCUUGACGAGAAGUCGUCCGAGGGCAACAUGGUCUGGCAGCAGUACGACCCCAAGCCUUGGGAGGAGACGGACGUCGACAUCCAGAUCACCCACUCCGGUGUCUGCGGCUCCGACAUCCACGUCCUGCGCUCCGGCUGGGGCCCCGCCCCUACCCCGUCUGCGUCGGCCACGAGAUCGUCGGCCGAGGGCGGCAUCAAGGUCGGUGACCGCGUCGGUGUCGGUGCCCAGUCCGACUCCUGCCUCGGCCGCCAGGGCGACUGCGAGCCCUGCGCAACCAAGAACGAGCAGUACUGCCCCAAGUCCGUCCACACCUACGGCGCCUUCCACUACAACGGCGGCAAGGCCAUGGGUGGCCACGCCAAGUACCACCGCUGCCCCUCCCACUUCGUCGUCAAGAUCCCCGACGGUCUUGAGUCGGCCUACGCCGCGCCCAUGCUGUGCGGUGGUGUCACCAACCACGGCUGCGGCCCCGGCAAGACCGUCGCCGUCAGCGGUGUCGGCGGUCUUGGCCACAUGGCCAUCAUGCUCGCCAAGGCCCUCGGCGCCGACAAGGUCGUCGGUAUCUCCCGCAAGGCCGACAAGCGCGACGAGGUCCUGAAGAUGGGCGCCGACGACUACAUCGCGACCGCCGAGGAGGGCGACUGGGCCAAGAAGUACGCCAACACCUUUGACCUCGUCAUCUCCACCGUCUCCUCCUCCAAGGUCCCCAUGCAGGACUACCUCAACCUCAUCAAGCUCGACGGCUCCCUCGUCCAGGUCGGCAUGCCCGACGACGGUGCCUACACCAUCGCGCCCGCGCCCCUCGUCAUGCGCCGCGUCAAGUUCACCGGCUCCCUGAUUGGCUCCCCCCACGAGAUCCGCGAGAUGUGGGAGCUCGCCGCCAAGAAGGGCGUUAAGCCCUGGAUCCAGGUCCGUCCCAUGAGCGAGGCCAACCAGGCCAUCGUCGACCUCGAGGAGGGCAAGGCCCGCUACCGCUACGUCCUCCAGAACUAA